This is a messenger RNA of Oryza brachyantha (malo sina), 1088 nucleotides long. RefSeq lists its product as uncharacterized. The record is from RefSeq and is a predicted model, not a curated record. The transcript has a single exon. NCBI's taxonomy places the organism in Eukaryota, Viridiplantae, Streptophyta, Magnoliopsida, Poales, Poaceae. Bases 36 to 866 code for a protein of 276 amino acids.
UUCAGAUACGCACGUACAUAGAGCGGUCGGUCCACAUGGAGGCGAAGGCCAUCGUCGCCGCCGCCGUGCUCUCCACGCUCCUGCUCCCCCUGUUCCUGUCGCAGCGGCCGCGCGCCGCCGUCGUCCACCUAUCCCUCCCGCCCGCCGCGCUACCCGCCUCCGCCACCGCGCUGCUCGAGGCCUGCUCCCGGCUUCUUGACCUGCUCACCCGCCGGAACAUCAUCCUGCUCUGCAACGCCAUCCUCCUCAUCGUGCUCCGGGACGCCGGCCUCCUCGCCUGCCCCGCAGCUCGCCGCGACGGCGAUCACGCCAGCAGAAGCGCCGCCGCCGCCGCUUCCUCACCUGUCGCCGCGACGAGCGCUGCUGCUCCACCGCACCGGCGGCCCCACGCAGCACCGCCGAGUGACAUCGUCGUUUGGCGCCCGGCCAGGGUCGCCGUGGUAGACGUGCUGCACGUUGACGCCGGAAACGACGACGGCGAUCGCCUCACGCGUCAUCGUCGCCCGAAGGGCCGCGAACCGGCGACGGCGCCAUAUGCAGCACCGCCGCCGGCACCGGAGGAGAAUCAGAGCUAUCACUGCCUCGGCGACCAUGUUUCUGCGGGAGCGAUCGUCGUGGUGGAGGAUGCCAACGACUCCCCUGUUUUCGACUCUGAUCAUCAUCACUCCACCGGCGAGGACACACACGACGACGCAGAAGCCCACGACCAAUUCGACGACGACGACAAGGAAGCCCGCGACCACUGCGGCGGCGGCGACGACCACGACGUGGACGAGAUGAACAGGAGGUUUGAGGAGUUCAUCAUCAACACGAAGAGGAAGAUGCAGCUGGAGAGCCUCCAGCUGCAGCUAAUCAUGAAGGUUUAGGGAGAACCUUUUGUUUCAUUUUUUUUUCUCGAGGAGAAAAGGUUUUAGGAGAAACUAAUAGUGCUCGAUCUUGCUAGUAACUACAGUAUUACCAGUUGGAUGUGAUCAAUGUACAAAACGUUUUUGGAUUUUGUUCACUGGAAGCUUAAUUAUACAAAUCACUUGUAUCAAUUUGCCUUUCAGUUUAAAGCUCCUCGUGAAAUCAGAUUAUGGGAAUGGGAA